CAACUCUGAUCAGAAAGAUGCAUUCUAUUUUCCUUUCUUUUAUUAGUUCCUGCUUCUUGUAGUGAAAUUGAUGAGACUUGAGAGAGACGGUUGAGGCAAACUCACCCAUCACCUUCUCUUUGCCAUCAGAUUAUUAACACCUUCCUUGAGAAACAAACAAGCUCCAUCCUCGCAGACAAUACCUGAUGGCUUCAUUUAAACACCACCCUCUGGAGCUAAAGGUUUCUGUACUCAAUGUCAUGCUCAUCUUUUACCUCACGUUUUCCCCUUCCAAAUCAGUUGGGUCAGUAUCUGUAGCAGGUAAUAAUGAUAACAGUAGUUGGAACCAAGAGAAAUUGGUUCUGGGUUCGAGGCCUCCCAAGUGUUUUAACAAGUGCCUCAGCUGCAGACCUUGCAUGGCUGCUUUAGUUGCUUCUCAUAAUCAUAGAAAUAUUCGAAGCUAUUCGUAUCAAGGUGAUGAAAGCUAUUAUCUACUGGCCUGGAAAUGCAAAUGUGGAAAUAAAUUCUUUCAACCUUGAGCAUAUAUAUAUAGC
Messenger RNA from Hibiscus syriacus, 533 nucleotides. RefSeq names its product polygalacturonase-like. The record is from RefSeq and is a predicted model, not a curated record. Gene Ontology annotation, biological process: stomatal complex development; guard cell differentiation. The transcript is spliced from 2 exons. Bases 186 to 518 code for a protein of 110 amino acids. Lineage: Eukaryota; Viridiplantae; Streptophyta; Magnoliopsida; Malvales; Malvaceae.